AUGUCUGAAUUUCUUGGCUCUCGCAUAUCCCUCAUCUCGAAGAGUGAUAUCCGCUAUUCGGGUGUAUUGCACGAGAUCAAUUCAGAAGAGUCGACAGUCUCUCUAGAAAAUGUCAGAUCGUUCGGUACCGAGGGCCGUAAAGGUAGCCCAGAAGAAGAGAUAGCACCUUCUGACCAAGUCUACGAAUACAUCGUCUUUCGCGGUAGUGACGUGAAAGACUUGCGAAUCGAGCAAGCUCCUAUUCCUCCCAAAGAGAACCAACCUCCUAAGGUUCCAGAUGAUCCUGCUAUCGUUGGAGCUCGUACUCGUCCCGGUCCUGGUCCUGGUCCUGGUCCUGCAGGUGCUAUUCCAGCAGGUGCUAUUCCACCUGGUCCAGGAGCUCCAGGCUACGGCCAAAGUCCGUAUCAACCCAACCCGUUCUAUCCUCCGCCUCCUGGACAAUGGGGACGUGGUGGCCCUGGUCCCGUUCCGGGUCAAGGCUUUCAUGGAAUGCCCUACCCACCCCCCCUGGCUGGUUUCCUCCCGGCCAAGGUUUCCCGGCUGGUGGACCUGGAGGACCCGGUCCGUGGAAUAGCUUUGGAUACCCGCCUGGACCUGGUCCUCAAGGGCCUCAAGGACCUCAAGGACCCCCUGGCGCGUCGACAAACAAAGACUGCAACCUAUUCAACCCACCUCAACUGGCGCCGCCCCGACCCCCCGGUCGAGUCGAAACCUACCGCGGCGGAAGUCAAAGCUACUGUAGAAUCUCUAUCGACAACGAACGCCCCUCCGACUAAUGUCGCUGAGAAGAAGGCUGUUCCAACCGGCCCUAAGAACAAUCGAGUCCUCCCUGCUGUGCCGAUUCAGGCCGCAGUUACUCCGAAAAUCGCCCCCCAAGUUACUGCCGCCGCUUCUACAGUUAAACCUGUAGGAGGGCAAGCUGCUACUCAGGCUGCACUUAAAGAUGCCACUCAAGCCGCAAAAGAAGCAGUUGCUGUUGCGAUGGCGAAGCUCAACAACGCCGCUGCUGAACCCCCUACACAGAAUGGUAGCGCAAUGGAUAACCUAACAAAGAAGGUCAAUGAGAUGAGGAUGAACGCCCCCAGGUCCUCAGCAAGCGGUAGGGGACGUGGUCGAGGUGGACGUUCCGGCGGGCCAAGCAAGGUCAACGUUCCGGAUUCCGACUUCGACUUUGAAGCCGGCAAUGCAAAAUUCAACAAGCAAGAUCUCGUAAAAGAGGCUAUCGCGGGCCCGCCUCUUGCUGAGAUCAUUCCCAAUACUUCAGUCCCAGAGCAAGUACAGACCGAUGAUUCUGUACCUCCUGUUGCCUAUAACAAGACCACAUCAUUUUUCGACAACAUCUCCAGUGAGGCUAAGGAUCGUGCCGAGAACGGCGGCCAGAAGCCUGGCGGACGAGAAUGGCGUGGCGAAGAGCAGCGCAAGAACAUGGAGACGUUUGGCCAGGGAAGCGUUGAUGGUGGCUACCGUGGUGGGUACCGCGGCCGGGGUCGUGGUGGACGUGGCGGCCCUCGCGGCCGUGGCUUUGCCCCUCGAGGAAGAGGGAAUGCAUACCGCCAACCCGCAGCUCAAUGA
Molecule: messenger RNA, 1572 nt
Organism: Daldinia childiae
Lineage: Eukaryota; Fungi; Ascomycota; Sordariomycetes; Xylariales; Hypoxylaceae
Product: Protein sum2
Exons: 6
Coding region: 1-1572 (523 amino acids)
Biological process (GO): P-body assembly; cytoplasmic stress granule assembly
Cellular component (GO): P-body
Molecular function (GO): mRNA binding
Source: RefSeq, a predicted model, not a curated record